This is a messenger RNA of Schistosoma bovis, 3588 nucleotides long. NCBI's taxonomy places the organism in Eukaryota, Metazoa, Platyhelminthes, Trematoda, Strigeidida, Schistosomatidae. The record is from the annotation of a GenBank genome assembly.
AUGCGUCGACAAUUGGAUGGUUUUGAUAGCCCUUGCAUUUCAGAACGGGAGUAUGUAAAGCUCCAGUACGGCCGUAAAAUCGCUCAGGAUACUUGUCUCCUAGCCACUAUGAAAACUCCAGACUGGUCACAUGGUUUUCCUGCAUUUAUUGGCAAACACAAUAUAGUUCCAUGCACUGUGACCAAUUCUGGCAAUUCCACUCUAAAAAUGUAUCCCUACUCGGUGUAUUCAUGUGCUUGUCAGUCGGAUCUCAGUCGGUGUCACAAAUAUCGGUCGAAUUACUUGAGACAUCGUUGCCUGUCUGGUCCAACAGUUGCUAUGCUACUUCCAACAACGGGACACGAAUCCACACGCACUACUGUCCACUCCUCAGUAUUUGAAAACUGUGGUCGCGGAGUAAUAGAUCAAUCUAUUCCGUUGUCUCAUUUAAUAAUUUCACACUCUCCAGGACCGAAGAUGACGUCUAAUUUAUCACAUCUGAAUACAAGAAGGAAGCGAAUAUGAUAGUAAUGUUUAAAUAUUACUCUUAUGAAAAUAUCAACUGGGGAAAUCCAAAAAAGAAAGGAAACGGAAGUAGUGCUCAGAAAUCUAAUAAUGUUAAAGAAAAUACUAGAUGCUCACUUCUUGAUAGUUUACUCACAUUAAAAAACAAGAUGACAUUCACUUUCUGCAGAAGCUGUUAGAAAAAAAGUCGAUAAAACUGGUCUGACUUUAAAAUAAUACUUUAUAAACUAAUUAACUAUAUGCAGACAUAAUGGAUCCUGAUAAUAUUGUCUGUAGAUGGACCAAUCAGUAUAGCGUAAUCACCAUGGGGACGAAGAGUGAAAAAGCUACCUGUCUAAAAACCUUAUUAUGAAAAUUUCGAGGGAUUGUCACUAUUCUUAAUACCGAUCAAGAUAAAUGACACAUCCCAAUCAUGUUCCGACCAAAUAAUGGCUAUCUUAAAUGUCGUAAAUGAACGAUUUUCUGAACCGAACUGCAUAUUUUUGAACGAACGUAUCAGAAGACUUCAAGUUUUAGGUAUAUGGAUGGGUAGUGGGGUGAGGUAGAUGACGGUGUUAGGUACUGGUGUUUUAUCUGGUUUUCAGCUGUUCCAUAUAUAAUGUGAGUUAAUAAGAUCAAUUUAGUCCAUUGUAAUGUCGGUUACCAUAUCAAACCCACAUAGGUUAUUGCAGCCUCUGGACAGAUCAAUUUAUUCAUUCGUAAAUCACAUUUUGGCCUUGUCACUUAACCGCUUAUCAACUCGGCUGUCUUUAUAUGAGCGUAUGUGUGCACACUUCUAAUCAUGCUCAUCACAUAUCUGUAACUUAUUUUUGAUCUGACUAUGAAUAUCGAUUCACGCUUGGCUAAAUUGACUUGGCUCACUCGCCUUCAUUGCGCGUUAUUUGUUUUGCUUCGCUUUCUGAUCAACAAUUGUAUGAAAUAUACGUAUUCAAAGAUCCAUCCUCGUAUUUGAUUCCGUUAUUCACCAACACGAUUCGAGUCGAUGGUUGUAUAUGAGGAUAGCAUGCAUGUAUAUUUCAACAACAAUCAUUCGAUAACGAUCAUUCAUACGAUCCAAAUGGAGUCAGAUGUAGGACUACAAAAUCAUAAAAUCAUUGAAGUGUAUAAUAUGAUUAUCGAUAACAUUACCCAUAUGUCUCAUUAUUGCCUAAUAUUGGAUGUGUCUUAUAUGUUGGGUGUUCCUGUAACACACAAGUUAAAUUAUAGAUCUUCUGUAUCGAAGAUCUAUCAACAAUCAAGAGUAACGUUUCUAACCGUUACUAAUGUGGCACCUUAAAUUCAUCUACUGUAGUCAGUCAUUUUAUGAUUUUAACAAGAAAGUUGCAUCAAACUACUUGUAGAUUCUACAGGGUUAUUUGUCCUUGAUAGGUUUUAUAACUGAAUCCAAGACAUAAGUAGUGAGCUAAUUAGCUUUGGGGAAAACCUCGUAGUCGGGAAAUUUUACGUUCUUCGCCAAAAUUUCCCCAAACUUUACUAUGACGGCUUCCCCAAAAUUGGUCAAAUUAUCCCUAAAAUUGGGAGAUUGGGCAAUUAUGUUAUUCUUGCUGCAUGUACCUUAUAACUUGAAAAAGAAUUAGGUGAUUAUACAAUUAAUGGCACUGUUUGAUAUUGUGAUUGCAUCUAUUAUCAAAGAGGAAUACUGACACCUAGAAAUUACAAAUAAAAAUCCGUAUUUUGGCAAGAACGAAAUAGGCGGAACUCUUGGAUUUUAAAUACCACACUUACCAGUUAAAAUUGGAUCCGCUUGACCAUAAUCUCUAGUUCUCACUAGGAGACAACUGCCCUCAUGUGCAUGGAUACGUUUUCGAGGAUCUCGUACUCCAGUAGUUUGUCUAAACUCCUGAUUGAGGCUUUUUCUUCCAAGUAAAUGCCUGUCCAAAUCUAAAAUGGUACUUUGUUUACAAGUUUUCAAAAAUGCAAUAUGGACUGCAAUAAUUAGGUUCCUCAUUAUAUCUACCCAGUUGAACCUUAAUUCUGAUGAUCGUUGGCGAUUAUGAAUAAGAUUCUUGAAAUUUAUUUGCAAGCAAAAUCUACCUGGUCAUAUUUAUUACCGGCAGUUGUAUAAAAGCAAGAAAAUAAACUAAAAAUAUUGAAAUAGGUAUUUCACGGACAAAUCAUGUCCUUCUUUUCUCACCUAUUUUUUAUAAGUUUGUAGUUAGAAGCAAAAGUUGUAGCCUGUUUUAAGAGUUCGGAACAAGUGACAUAAUGAACAUCAGAGUUUAAGGAAAUAAUAACAUAGUAUGGUAGACUUGGUCUAUGACUUUUUCAUAUCAGUUAAUUUAAUGAGUCGAACUAACAAUCGUAUAAUAUAUGUAAUGCUCGACGCAGACACGUUUAAAUCACAACUUUGCACUCAUUUUGAAAUACAAAAUCUGAUCGAACAUGUGACCCUGUUAAUUAACUUUUCCUAAACUUUGUGACUAACUGGAAUGCUUUAUAUAUGUGUCCUUAUAAUAUGCCUCCGUUUGUUUGCUUAUCGAUCAAUUUAUCCGUCAGUCACACUCCGUUUUUCUAUUGCUCUAUAAAUGUUUGAGAUUCGUUGGCAUCCUGGAUCGUUUGAACGCAUUUCAGUAAGAUGCGGGCUAGAUUCGCUGAUGUGAUCCUGUAUUUAUUUCAGCAUAAUACAAUCCCUAAUAUUAUUUUUAUUCUAGCGCAAUUGCUGGUGAUUCUAGUGCCGGUGUCGAUAUAAAUACAAUGCUGUUACCAUGGUGUUUUUAUUUCUGGUUUCAAUUCUAUUGUUAUUUCUCAUUACGAUUUAAUUCUGUUUGGUUUUAUUGUACAUGUCAAUCAAUUCAAUUACCUAAAUAUACGUUCAGGAAGAUUGCUAUUCGGCUUCUUAUGCCUUCAGUUCACCAUUAUUCAUCGAGCUAAAUAUAACAAAGCUAUAAAGUGCAGCUCACUUUCAUUUUUCAUACACCCAAGUUACUCUUGGGUUAACUUCAGUCAAUGUUUUUGAAUCACAAUCUCUAAAUUAAUGGUCUAGAGUACUUUACCAGACCAUACAGUUAAUUAAAUCCAAGAAAUGUUAAAUAUAUUUUUAUUCUCACUCGUGAUGCCUUAGUAAUAGACAUUGUCAAUCUUUAU